CGCCGGGAGUCCGCGGCCCACUUCCGGCAAUAAUCGCCUCGACGUCGUCAGGUGCGGGCCCAGGUCGCCGGCGCGCCAGGUGGGCACGGGGGGCCGCGGGCGUGUCAGGUGAAGACUGGGGGCCGCAGGCGCGCUAGGGUUUUCAGGAGCUGCUAUUAUAAACGUACAGUGGUUAGGAGCGUGGAUCCUGGAGUGAGACUCCAUCAGUUUGAAUCCCAGCUCCACUAAACUCUUUGCCUCCGUGUCUUCGUCUAUAAAAGAGUCUAACUCUCUUCUGAACCAUGGAUCUAUAUAUUUAUUCAUUCAGGAAAUAAAUACUUAUUGAACUCCUGUUGUAUUCCUGGCGUUGUUCAAGGAGAACUAUGCCAUUUUUGGGUCAGGACUGGAGAUCUCCUGGAUGGAGUUGGAUUAAGACAGAAGAUGGCUGGAAGAGAUGUGAAUCCUGUAGUCAGAAACUUGAAAGAGAGAAUAACCAUUGUAACAUCAGUCACAGCAUUAUCUUAAAUAGUGAAGAUGGAGAAAUAUUCAAUAAUGAAGAGCAUGAAUAUGCAUCCAAAAAAAGGAAAAAGGACCAUUUUAGAAAUGACACAAAUACUCAAAGUUUUUAUCGUGAAAAAUGGAUCUAUGUUCAUAAAGAAAGCACAAAAGAAAGGCAUGGCUAUUGCACCUUGGGAGAGGCCUUUAAUCGGUUAGACUUCUCAAGUGCAAUUCAAGAUAUCCGAAGGUUCAAUUAUGUGGUCAAACUAUUGCAGCUAAUUGCAAAAUCCCAGUUAACUUCAUUGAGUGGUGUGGCACAAAAGAAUUACUUCAACAUUUUGGAUAAAAUCGUUCAAAAGGUUCUUGAUGACCACCACAAUCCUCGCUUAAUCAAAGAUCUUCUGCAAGACCUAAGCUCUACCCUCUGCAUUCUGAUUAGAGGAGUAGGGAAGUCUGUAUUAGUGGGAAACAUCAAUAUUUGGAUUUGCCGAUUAGAAACUAUUCUCGCCUGGCAGCAGCAGCUACAGGAUCUUCAGAUGAAUAAGCAAGUGAACAAUGGCCUCACCCUCAGUGACCUUCCUCUGCACAUGCUGAACAACAUCCUCUACCGGUUCUCAGACGGAUGGGACAUCAUCACCUUAGGCCAGGUGACCCCCACACUGUAUAUGCUCAGUGAAGACAGACAGCUGUGGAAGAAGCUGUGUCAGUACCAUUUUGCUGAAAAGCAGUUUUGUAGACAUUUGAUCCUUUCAGAAAAAGGUCAUAUUGAAUGGAAGUUGAUGUACUUUGCACUUAAGAAACAUUACCCGGCGAAGGAGCAGUACGGAGACACGCUGCAUUUCUGUCGGCACUGCAGCAUUCUCUUUUGGAAGGACUCAGGACACCCCUGCACAGCGGCCGACCCCGACAGCUGCUUCACGCCUGUGUCUCCGCAGCACUUCAUCGACCUCUUCAAGUUUUAAAGAGUUGCCCCUGCCAUCCCUGUUGGAGAUUGUGCAUCAUGCUGUCUGUGCAGGGCUCGUAGUGAGUGUUCUGUGAGGUGGGUGGAGGCUCCUGGGAGGCCCCUGCUUCCAGAAAGCCUGGGAAGAACUGCCUUUCUGCACAGGGGGUGCAUGGUUGCAUUUUCAUCAUUGAGGGUCAGAGGCCAAGGAAAUCAUUUCUACUUUAAAAACUCUUCUAAGCAUAUUAAAAUGUGAAAUUUUUCUUA
Molecule: messenger RNA, 1684 nt
Organism: Piliocolobus tephrosceles (Ugandan red Colobus)
Lineage: Eukaryota; Metazoa; Chordata; Mammalia; Primates; Cercopithecidae
Gene: FBXO25
Product: F-box protein 25
Exons: 12
Coding region: 363-1439 (358 amino acids)
Biological process (GO): protein ubiquitination
Cellular component (GO): cytoplasm; SCF ubiquitin ligase complex; nucleus
Molecular function (GO): protein binding
Source: RefSeq, a predicted model, not a curated record